Drosophila subpulchrella is the source of this 5433-nucleotide messenger RNA. It is a transcript of the gene TTLL4A, whose product is annotated as tubulin polyglutamylase TTLL4. The coding region runs from base 487 to 3831 and encodes 1114 amino acids. The record is from RefSeq and is a predicted model, not a curated record. The transcript is spliced from 12 exons. Gene Ontology annotation, biological process: protein polyglutamylation; microtubule cytoskeleton organization. Gene Ontology annotation, molecular function: tubulin-glutamic acid ligase activity; tubulin binding. Gene Ontology annotation, cellular component: cilium. NCBI's taxonomy places the organism in Eukaryota, Metazoa, Arthropoda, Insecta, Diptera, Drosophilidae.
CCAAACUGUGCACAUGGAUAUUUUAUUUCUUCAAAAUACAGUAGUUUAGUUUUUUUUUGUCGUAGGCUGUGAAAAGUUUAAGUGAAAGAUUAAGAAUUUCAGUACAAACGUUGAGCUGGAAGUUACCUUAUAAGCCAAAUAAAUAUAGACAAAAUUGUGCAUUUGCUAUUAGUUAUAUUGUAGUUCUGCUUCCAUUUAUAUUUACUUGGCGCAAUUUUCUUGCUGGCAAUGUAAUCACACCGAGCUGACGACAAGUGCUAGUGACCUAGAUUUUGGGAGUCCUGCGCUUGAGAGUAACGCCACACCACCGCCACCGCAAUCCUGCUCCGCUCGCCAGUGCCAGUGACUGUGCCUGUGAAUCCUUCCCGCAGCAACAAAGUAAAGGUCACAAAUCGCGAGGCAAGCCUUUUUUUGGGUUAGCGGAGUCGGAGAUCACAACGAGCUUAGUCCCCCCCACUAUAUAUGACUGGGUGACCAGGACCUGACAUGCGUAACAACAGCGGCUAUAGUAUCCCGGCCAGCAACAGUCUGAAUCUGAACAACAAUGGAGCCCCAGCGCCACGUUACUGCAAUGCGGACAAUACGUUUUGCUACUACAACUACGAUAACUGCAACCUGAUCGCUCCCACUUGGGGCAACCGCCAGAAUCAGAAUCCGAGUCAAAAUCAAGUACCCAACCAGAACCACAAUCUGCCGUCAAAGAGAAUUCCCACCAAGCAAGGAGCCAGAUCGAGCUACCAUCAAUCGGCGGCCAAUUCGGCGCCGGAUUCCUCAAUCUAUACCGAUGCAUUUGGCCAGCAUUCGCUAGUCAACCAGCGGAUAGCUGGCAACAAGAGCUGCGAGUACGUCUACCAGACUGUUCGGCGAUCGGAGGAUCAGCAUUCCAAUAGACAGUACAAGCUGACAAGGCCCUAUGCCGCUGACAAGGAGCAACAGCCGAUGCUGCUGCAGCCAUCCAUCGUUUACUUCGAUCCGGAGCUAAAGAAACGGAAAGCCCGAGGGGGACGCGUGACGUCCGAUUAUCUGGACAAUAGUCCGGACAGAUAUCGGGCCCUCAAUUCCCCCUCACCAGAGCCAACCUGGGAUAACAUACUCUCAGAGCGGCCGGCGCAGUAUCAGACGACGAAUCAGCACUAUCAGCACUAUUUUUCGUACUUUUACAAUCGUGGAGCGGAGAAACUGUCCAAGCCAACGUUUGCCGUUGCCAAUAGCCGCAAACUGCCAAUGAGUAAAUUUCAAAAGCCCAGCGCCAGUCGCAGAGAUUCUCGAGAUGUAGAUGACACCGUCAUUAUUGGUCGGAGAGACAAUUCUGAGGACAGAAGCUGGCAGAGUCCAAAAUAUGAGAAGCAUGUGCUGAAGGAGAAGCUGCCGAGCAAUGAUUUGGAAGGCGAUUACCUGGACAACGACUGGGGAGACCCUGGAAGUGGCGAGGAUUACAGGGAUAUAAAAGAGGUCUAUGACCCCGCUGUUGUUAUUGAUGACGGGCUGGAGCAGGUCCAUCGGCGCUAUUGCAGAAUGUCCGAGAAUGCGGCCCUGGAUGAUUGCGGAGAUGCUCUGAUUAAUAACAACAAUAAUGAACUGAAGGUAAUGCGGAAGGCGACGGAUCAGCCCGUGCCCCGGUUGCCAAUGACGCCAAAGAGGGCCAAAGGGGGUGCCGUGCCCGCCAAGAAGCCAAUGCCCACGGUUCAUCGGGUGCUGCUGUACAGCACUCAAAGUCCUCGGAUGGGCCGCAAGCAACAGUUCACCACCCAGCGUCUCAGUAUGAAGCCACAGAGCGCCAAGACUCUGGGAGGAGGCGAUGAGGGACAAACGGUCAUAUUGCUGGAACCGGAAGACAAGCCGGAGGACAACCGCAGUGCCAUAGACUUUGAGCGUAACGACGACUUCGACGAAGAUGAUGACCUCGACAAUCUUUCAAAUUUCGACGAAAGCGACUCGGCAAGUGUACUGUCAGACACGGAGGAUGGCUAUCGUGCCCAUGCCUACAAGCUCACACACUCGGUGGAUCGAUUUUUAUCGCCCCAAGGCACUCCCAGCUUUUCGUCUUCUCAGUCUUCCGAGGACGAUCUUAAAAAUCCGGAAUCCCUCCUGGUUCCCAGUUUGUUUCCCUACGUGCCCCCCUAUUUGUCCUUCUCGUCGAACACAAAAAAGGGUCCCCGGGUGCCGCCGGAUCUUCAUCGAGUACUCAAGUGGCGCAUCACAAAUAUAAUGCCAAAGGUCGUUCGGCUGAUACUCGCCAACAGCGGGAUGCGAAUGCUGAAGAAAACCAACGAUUGGAUGGGUGUGUGGGGCAAGCACUUAAAGUCGCCGUGUUUUAAAGCCAUUCGUUCAUAUCAAAAAAUAAAUCACUUGCCCGGCUCAUUUCGUAUUGGCCGAAAGGAUUCGUGCUGGAAGAACCUGCAAAGGCAGAUGGGUAAGCACAGCAACAAGGAAUUCGGAUUCAUGCCGCGCACAUACAUUAUUCCAAACGAUCUGGGUGCAUUGCGCCGGCACUGGCCGAAGUAUGCCCAGCGAAAUACGAAGUGGAUAAUAAAGCCACCAGCUAGUGCUCGAGGGGCUGGCAUCAGAGUUAUAAAUCGAUGGGGCCAGAUCCCCAAGAGAAGACCGCUUAUCGUCCAGAAGUACAUUGAACGGCCACUACUUAUCAAUGGAAGUAAAUUUGACUUGCGUCUUUAUGUCUUGGUUACAUCCGUAAAUCCCUUGCGUGUUUUCAUGUACCACAACGGAUUGGCUCGAUUUGCUUCUGUGAAGUACAGUGCUAAGACGGACACUUUAAACGAUCGGUGUAUGCAUUUGACCAACUACAGCAUCAAUAAGUUUUCCUCAAACUAUUCGAAGAACGAAGAUGUCAAUGCCUGUCACGGGCAUAAGUGGACCAUCAAGUCUCUGUGGACGUACUUGGCAAACCGAGGGGUUCGUACCGACUGUCUGUGGGAAGCUCUCAGAAGUUUAGUCCUUCGAACGAUUCUCGCUGGCGAGAAUGGCAUUAAUAGCAUGAUUAGAGCAAAUGUAGAGUCAAAGUACAGCUGCUUCGAGCUGUUUGGCUUUGAUGUGAUUUUGGAUUCCGACCUUGUUCCUUGGCUUUUGGAAGUUAAUAUAUCUCCCAGCUUACACUCUGAACUGCCACUAGAUGCCCAUGUGAAGGCGCCUUUGGUUCAGGGCGUCCUUAAUACUGCACUGUACAACGUACCUCCAAAACUAUCUUUGGAUAAGCAAAAAGAACUGGCUGCAGAAUUUUCAUUUCCUCCUGGCACCCAAAUGUGCUAUGACAAACGUCUUUAUAUAAAUUAUUUAUCUCGCGAAGAAAAGGUUAAACAUAACACCUUCACAAGAAAGUCUAUGGAAGAUCGGAAUGAGUAUGUAAAUGCGAUCCUGAACAAUCUAACUCCCGAUGAUGUGAGGUGCCUUAUCAUAGCAGAGGAUGAAUUAGCGCGGUGUGCACCCUUAGAGCGCAUUUUUCCAACUGAUCAAACCCAUAAGUACCUUAAAUACAACGACAGCCCGCGGUAUUACAAUCGCCUUUUGGAUGCUUGGGAAUCGCGCUACGCUAACAAUCGCACGGAAGGCAUUGCGUUGUUGCGCGACUAUUGUCAAAACAAAUAUCAUCUUCAGGUCCCAACACCUCCAGCCAAAAAGUAUAUUGAAGGUGAUCACACUGCAUACUCCUUACACCUGAGUCCAGAACAAGACUUUCUUUCAACUUCAGGAUUACUUCAUCAAGUUUAUGAGAUGGAUUUUAAAGUGACAGUCGCUGCCAUCGUAUUAUUGGUAGUCUUUAUUGUUAUCGUUAGUGCAAUUACAUUAGUAUUAAUAACAUAUGUAUAUAUUUGAUAUUUAAUAUUAAUAAACUCUAAUGUAUUUGUAAAUAGGUUAUUCAAAUAUUUAAAUCAAAAUGUACUCUGUUGGGACAUUACCGAAAUUGCAUAAUUCGUAACUAAAUUGUGAUCUUGUUUUAUAAAAUAGAUUGGAAUAGUGUUAUUGCUACAAGUGAAAAUAUUAUAUAAUUCUUAGAAAUCAGUAAAUUCGUUGUAAUUGAUUUAUUAUGGUAAACUGCCAGUCAUUUAUAACACAAUAAGUGAGGUGUUUACAAACAAAAUUAUAAUAAAGUCUAAUAAAUUCUCCAUUAACGUUAAGAAAACAUAGUGUUGUAUUUAUUAAAUUAUAUUAUUUCAAACUAAUUUAAGGUGCUACACAACACAUUUUAUUCACAUCUUUUUACUCUUUAAGCGGGCUUAUUGCAGGAAAUAUCGUAUGAAAUAUUGGGAAGGGUUCUGCAGAUUGCUUUUUGUUGUUUUAAAAUGAAAAUUAUAAUUUUUUAACUGUUAAAUAAGUGGGCGUUUGAAAGAUCAAACUGCAGGCUGGAAGACGUUUUAUUAAAAAAUGUAUUUACUUGAUAUAUUUUUUGGUUAGUCUCUACAGUAUUUUAAAUUUGGGAAACCUUCAAAUAAAAUUACAAGUUCUGCCAUAAGUUUUCAAAAUAAACAUUUUACCUACCUCCUUAGUACUUAAAUUAGGUUUUAAGACAAAAACAGCUAUGAACGUUUAGAGUCAGAGGAAUCUUUUUUCUACAUUUUAACAUUUUUGAUAUUGUAAGAAGUUUUUAAAUUCAUUCAGCAAGUGGUCGAAACUUUAGAACCAUUGCAAAAAUGUUGAUCACCAAAUCAUCAUUUUUGAAAAACAAAUUUAUCGCAGAAAAUGUGCUGAAGCAAUUUACAGACCGAUCCAACCUACAGUGUGAACAGCAAAGAUUCCAAGACAUUUUUUUUUUAUUAAUAACGUUUCCUCCGAAACUUUAUAAAACAUGUAAAUCUAUUCACCUAUAAGCAUCUAUCACUAAACCCAAUCAGUGGUUAUCACCUAGUCUGCGAAUUCUAAGCAAUACAAAUAAGAUAUUUUUUAUAAAAUAACUUUUUUUUAUAUCAAUCGGUAAGUACUGACUUAUCACAAUAAAACAAACGUACGCAUUAAAAAUAAUUCUUAAAAAUACAUUGUGUAAAUUUGUUACAUUUUUUAGUUUUGGAGCUCUUUGAAAAAAAAAAGAUAUGUUUAAUGUCGAUUGAAAGAGCUACCAAACUUGAAUUAUUUUUUUUUUUAAUUGAUUAGCUUAAUUUUACAUAAAAAAUAUUUUAUUUUAGAGCCUCUUACUGUAGUUUGUUUUUUUAUAUAGAGAACCAAACUUUCAAAGUAUGUUGUUUAGAAUAUUUCCAUUAUGUGAUUUAUUACAUUUUGUAUUAUGUGAUCUGUUAUAACUUUUGGACUCCUGCUUGCUUCUUUAAAAAUCCAUGCAUGCCUGUGACCUACGCAGUGUUCAAAAAUUGCAUUUAUUUAUGAGAUUGGGUUUUAUACAUAGUCCUUGCAUAUAGUUAGUUUUAAAGCUUCGGAAAUCCGAUAGUAUUUUUAAUCCUUUUUUAUACUUAAAUUUUCUUUUUAAAA